Messenger RNA from Penicillium verhagenii, 1041 nucleotides. RefSeq lists its product as uncharacterized. Lineage: Eukaryota; Fungi; Ascomycota; Eurotiomycetes; Eurotiales; Aspergillaceae. The transcript has a single exon. Bases 1 to 1041 code for a protein of 346 amino acids. The record is from RefSeq and is a predicted model, not a curated record.
AUGAGAGAUCAUAUUCCACCAAAUCAGGACCCCAUCCCCUCGCCUUCCCGCUCCCGUAAUAAGCAAGCGGAGGUGACGAUCAUCGGCGGCAUGCGCUCGUCUUCGCCCGCUCCGCCGGGCCUCUCGAGCGGGUCCUCGUCUUCGUCUAUCUCGUCUGUUGAGACUUCAUCUCCGACUGGGAUCAGACUCGGUCUUGGAUUUGGGGAUUCUAUGUUCGUGGAUGGGAGGGAUGAUGGAAAUGGUGAUGUUUUGGCUCCCGUGGGCACGGCUAUAAGCUCUUCGGCUUCAGCGGAUAGAACUGUUCAUGCAGAUGGUGGCAUGCAAAAUUCGUCGCACAUUUCGUCUUCCUCUUCCUCGUGGAGUACACCAGCGCCGUCUGCUGCUUCGGUUGUGUCGGUUGGUACCGUAAAUCAUAACUCUGCGCCGUGGACACCUGGCGAGAAAAUUUAUACUUGCUUAUUCCAUAUGCUGGAUUGUCAUGAUUCGUUCAAUGAUGUCUUGCAGUGGAAGGCGCACGUGUCAGGUCAUUUCCGCACGUUUCCGCCGCCACGAACCGCAAGAUGUCCACUCUGCUCAGAUGAGUUUAUCGAUGACGGCGACGACGAGUCGUUGCUGCUUUCUCCUCUUUCACUAUCCGAGACGAACGACGACCAGAAAGCUCUGAGUCAAAAUAACCAGGUGCCCAUCAGCGCCUCUUCCCAAGAUAUGCUUCAUGAUCAUGAUCAAGCACAACUUUCAGAUUCUGCUUGGAACCGCAUGCUUGAUCAUGUCGCAGAGAGUCACUACCAGAACGGGCAAACGUUAGCAGGUAGUCGGCCAGACUUUGAACUUAUGCGACAUCUUUAUAACCGGCGCAUCAUCUCUGAUGCUCAGUUUAAAGCGAUGCAACUUGCACCUGCUCCAUCGAGUCCGGCAUAUCAUCGUUCACAAGACGGUGUUCGAGCUAGUAUCGGAUCCUCAGAUGAGCCGUAUUAUGCGCCUUAUAGCCGGAGGAGGGAAGAAAGGAUGAGAGGAGCCACUCGGGGGGUUAGUGUUGUUUGA